This is a messenger RNA of Scomber japonicus (chub mackerel), 1949 nucleotides long. It is a transcript of the gene atp6v0cb, whose product is annotated as ATPase H+ transporting V0 subunit cb. Bases 203 to 664 code for a protein of 153 amino acids. Gene Ontology annotation, biological process: proton transmembrane transport. Lineage: Eukaryota; Metazoa; Chordata; Actinopteri; Scombriformes; Scombridae. The record is from RefSeq and is a predicted model, not a curated record. Gene Ontology annotation, cellular component: proton-transporting V-type ATPase, V0 domain. Gene Ontology annotation, molecular function: proton-transporting ATPase activity, rotational mechanism. The transcript is spliced from 3 exons.
UGCUGCUGCGCCGGGUAUUUAUCAGAAGAGUCGUGACUAUCCCGUCUCCACUGCUAGUUAGGUUGUCAGACGGUUCCUAGUGUACUCGGUUUCUCAUUUUCAACCUAGUGGCCUUCGACAGGUUUCGCAAAGUGCGAUUUUGGAGUAGACAUCCAUAAUUAAUUUUGUAUAUUUAGUUUAUUUUUAUACUGUGUGAGAAAGAAUGUCGGCCUCAAGCCCCGAAUACUCUCCGUUCUUCGCAGUGAUGGGCGCCUCUGCGGCUAUGGUGUUUAGCGCCUUGGGAGCAGCCUAUGGCACAGCUAAGAGCGGUACAGGUAUUGCUGCCAUGUCUGUGAUGAGGCCGGAGCUCAUCAUGAAGUCAAUCAUCCCCGUUGUCAUGGCGGGUAUCAUAGCCAUCUACGGCCUGGUAGUAGCAGUGCUGAUUGCCAACCAAAUUACACAGACAAUCCCCCUCUACAGGGCUUUCCUCCACCUGGGAGCUGGGCUGAGCGUGGGCCUGAGCGGGCUGGCGGCAGGCUUCGCAAUUGGCAUCGUGGGCGACGCAGGCGUGAGAGGCACAGCUCAACAGCCAAGGCUUUUUGUUGGCAUGAUUCUCAUCUUGAUUUUCGCUGAGGUCUUGGGUCUCUACGGGCUCAUUGUCGCCCUCAUUCUGUCCACGAAAUAAACACCCAAAACAUCUCCACUACAAGAUCUGUCCUUUAUGUUGCUGCUGGAGAAAAAGUGUAAAACGGGAAAAAAUUGUUAAAAUUUCUGCCACACAAGAUGAAGGAAGUGAAAGCGGGGGAAAAAAUGAAUUAAAAUGGCUCCAUAAAUAUGGUCUUAUCUCAACAAUGUGUACAGUCGUCCCAAUUUGAUAGUCAACUUGUAAAUGCGCAAUGUAGUGAUUUGUCCGUCUUGUGUGUGCGUGUGUGUGCGUGUGUGUUUCAAAACAGUUGUAUGAUGAAGAUUCUUUUUUUUCCCUCCACUUAUUUCAGGCCUUGAGGCCAGCUGAGGCAGCUUGGCCUCUGGUCUUAAAGAGCUGACCAAAGGGCCGCGCAGCUUUUUCUCCUCCCAUAUCGAUUUGGGAGUUGACACAAUUUCUGCAUUAAUCUUGAGGAUCUAUUUGUAAAGAGAAAUGUGUAUGGACUUAAGAUUUUUUUCCACUGAUUUUAUUUGUAAGAAAUUGUUCAUUGAACUGUUUAAAUGCAGCAAAAGUCUUUAAUUCCCCAGGAUAUAUUAUACAUAUAUACAGACAUAUAAAUAUCUAUAUAGAUAGAUUUAAUGCACUGUUGGUUAAUUGUGAUAAGUGGUUGGAAUUCCUCUGGAUGUAACUCUUGGUUUAAUAAUUAAGAUUGCCUUUAGUAUGUUGCUGGUGGGUGGGAGUUUUGUGUGUAGCUGUAUUCUAAUCAUUACGCAAACAUUCUCAAACUUCAGUGUUUUUCCUGUAGUACUGCUGUUUGCAUUAAAGGUGUGUGCCCCGUGUUGGGUCUCACAAGUGUAAUUUCCAAAUUCCAUCUCCUCCAUCUUAUUCACACACCCCUCCCCCUCAUCUGUAGCUGUACGUCAUCUCUUCCACAUUCCAGCCAUUAAAAUCCUGCAUGGAUUUCAGUGUUUUGUUGCUGUUGGAUAUGAAGCUGAAGAGCAGGCUAGUUUCAGAAGAUUUAAUCCAGAUCAAAAGCUUCAUGUGGCGUAAAUCAUCCAAAAAAUCAAGUUUUAAAUAACACAAGAAGGCAAGAUGGUAUUGUUUGUAGCAAGCAGCAGGGAUGCAGUGAGAUUAGUGUUCCAAGUCUGGCCUAGUUUUCAAAAGGACUGGUCCAAUUUGAUCUGGAGUAUUUUUCUGAAAAUGGAACUGCUGCUGACGCAUUUACUAAAGAGCCAAUCUACAAUCCUGUAUUACCACUGGUAUUGAAGUAAUCCUGAUGUGUCGACGUGAAUGUUUUCACAAUCGAAUUAAAGAAGAUUCCAACUUA